This is a messenger RNA of Lontra canadensis (Northern American river otter), 2470 nucleotides long. It is a transcript of the gene ARAF, whose product is annotated as A-Raf proto-oncogene, serine/threonine kinase. The record is from RefSeq and is a predicted model, not a curated record. NCBI's taxonomy places the organism in Eukaryota, Metazoa, Chordata, Mammalia, Carnivora, Mustelidae. Gene Ontology annotation, molecular function: ATP binding; protein kinase activity. Gene Ontology annotation, cellular component: cytosol; mitochondrion. Gene Ontology annotation, biological process: protein phosphorylation; signal transduction.
UCCAGCGGAGCCAAUGGUGAAAGUCCGAGGGGCGGUGGAGGCGGACUCAGCGAGGAAACAAGAAGACAGGCCCAAGAUGGAGGCGGCGGUAGCCGUAGCGGCGUGACAGACUGUCAUUACUGGACCUCUGAAUUCCUCCUGUGUUCUAGGAGCCCCAUGGCACCUGCUCAGCCCCACCUCAACCCGUCUUGACAAAGUCCUAGGCUCCAUGGAGCCACCACGGGGCCCCUCUGCCAACGGGGCCGAGCCGUCCCGGGCAGUGGGCACUGUCAAAGUAUAUUUGCCCAACAAGCAACGCACGGUGGUGACUGUCCGGGAUGGCAUGAGUGUCUACGACUCUCUAGACAAGGCCCUCAAGGUACGGGGUCUCAAUCAGGAUUGCUGUGUGGUCUACCGGCUCAUCGAGGGGCGAAAGACAGUCACCGCCUGGGACACGGCCAUUGCCCCCCUGGAUGGAGAGGAGCUCAUUGUAGAGGUCCUCGAAGAUGUUCCACUGACCAUGCACAAUUUUGUACGGAAGACGUUCUUCAGCCUGGCAUUCUGUGACUUCUGCCUUAAGUUUCUGUUCCACGGCUUCCGCUGCCAAACCUGUGGCUACAAGUUCCACCAGCAUUGUUCCUCUAAAGUCCCCACAGUCUGUGUUGACAUGAGCACCAACUGCCGACAGUUCUACCACAGUGUCCAGGAUUUGUCCGGAGGCUCCAGACAGCACGAGGUUCCCUCGAACCGUCCCCUGAAUGAGCCACUAACCCCUCAGGGUCCCAGCUCCUGCGCCCCGCACCGAGACCCCGAGCACUUUCCCUUCCCUGCGCCGGCCAACGCCCCGCUCCAGCGCAUCCGCUCCACAUCCACUCCCAACGUCCACAUGGUCAGCACCACAGCCGCCACGGACUCCAGCCUCAUCCAGCUCACUACCCAGAGUUUUGGCACCGAUGCUGCCGGUAGUAGAGGUGGUGAUGGAGCCCCCCGGGGGAGCCCCAGCCCAGCCAGUGUGCCCUCGGGGAGGAAGUCCCCCCAUUCCAAGUCCCCGUCGGAGCAGCGGGAGCGGAAGUCCUUGGCCGAUGACAAGAAGAAAGUGAAGAAUCUGGGGUACCGGGACUCGGGCUAUUACUGGGAGGUGCCGCCCAGCGAGGUGCAGCUGCUGAAGAGGAUCGGGACAGGCUCGUUCGGCACUGUGUUUCGUGGGCGGUGGCAUGGCGAUGUGGCCGUGAAGGUGCUCAAGGUGGCCCAACCCACAGCUGAGCAGGCCCAGGCCUUCAAGAACGAGAUGCAGGUGCUCAGGAAGACCCGUCACGUCAACAUCUUGCUGUUCAUGGGCUUCAUGACGCGGCCGGGAUUUGCCAUCAUCACGCAGUGGUGUGAGGGCUCCAGCCUCUACCACCACCUGCACGUGGCCGACACUCGCUUCGACAUGGUCCAGCUCAUCGACGUGGCCCGGCAGACUGCCCAGGGCAUGGACUACCUCCACGCCAAGAACAUCAUUCAUCGAGAUCUCAAGUCUAACAACAUCUUCCUACAUGAGGGGCUCACAGUGAAGAUUGGUGACUUUGGCCUGGCCACAGUGAAGACACGGUGGAGUGGGGCCCAGCCCUUGGAGCAGCCCUCGGGCUCCGUGCUAUGGAUGGCGGCUGAGGUGAUCCGUAUGCAGGACCCGAACCCCUACAGCUUCCAGUCGGAUGUCUACGCCUAUGGGGUUGUGCUCUAUGAGCUCAUGACCGGCUCGCUGCCUUACAGCCACAUUGGCAGCCGUGACCAGAUUAUCUUUAUGGUGGGCCGUGGCUAUCUGUCCCCGGACCUCAGCAAAAUCUCCAGCAACUGCCCCAAGGCCAUGCGGCGCCUGCUGUCUGACUGCCUCAAGUUCCAGCGGGAGGAACGUCCCCUCUUCCCCCAGAUCCUGGCCACGAUUGAGCUGCUGCAGCGGUCACUCCCCAAGAUUGAGCGGAGUGCCUCUGAACCCUCCUUGCACCGCACCCAGGCCGAUGAGUUGCCUGCCUGCCUCCUCAGCGCGGCCCGCCUCGUGCCUUAGGCCCUGCCCCCAGUGGCCAGGGAACCCAUCUCAGCCUGCCACGCCAAGGAGCCCUGCCCACCAGCCAGCCAAUGUUCUGUUUCUGCCCUGAUAACUGCCUCAGGAUCCCCCCAUCCCCGUCCUGGGAGAUGAGGGUGUCCCCAUGUGCUUUUCCAGCUCCUCUGGAAUUGGGGGACCCCCAAAGACCAACACCCCUGCUUCCUCUUAAUUUGGUUUCCUCUUGGCUUUGGGGAUACUUCUAAAUUUGGGAGCUCCUCCAUCUGCAAUGGCUGGGAUUUGUGGCAGGGGUUCCACUCAGAACCUCUCUGGAAUUUGUGCCUGAUGUGCCUUCCACUGGAUUUUGGGGUCCCCAGCACCCCCCUGUGGAUUUAGGGGGGUCCCCUCUGUGUCUUCCCCACCAUUCAAGGACUCCCCUCUUUACCAAGAAGCACAGAAUUCUGCUGG